GGUCACAUUCUGAUUCCUCUCCUUCUGGGGUAUCUUCAGGAUUUACCUGCUCAGAUGAGCCCCCGUGGCUUCUCCUCUCUUUGUCCCCUGGCAUCUGAUCAUGGAGAACAGGGACAUCCGUCGCAGUUUGAGUUCAUUUAACUUUUCAUACAGGACUCCUGAGAUCACAGAGCUGCUUUGGAUGCCAUGAUAACUCUUUCUAGGAGGUCAAAGAGCAAGAACAAAGAUUGCUUUGCCUGCAGGCGGGCCUUCACCUCUUCGACAAUAAGGACUUUGGCCCGCCCUGCUGAGUUUCUACUCCUUGACUGUAGGUCCAACGUCCUGACUGCGCAAGGCCCACACAUUCUCUUUUCUGUCCAUGACACACAGCUAUCCUGUAGCAACACGGACUCAGACUAGGAGCCGACCAUGAAACUGCAAAGACUUCCUGGCUGGUUGAAGGCUGUGAUCUGUGGGCUCCUGCUUCUCUUCCUGCAUGUACAAGGCCAGGACUCAGCCAGCCCCAUCAGGAACACACACACAGGCCAGGUUAGAGGAAACCUCGUCAAGGUGGAAAACACUGAAGUUGGUGUCCACACCUUCCUGGGAAUCCCCUUUGCCAAGCCACCUGUAGGACCACUGCGCUUUGCACCCCCUGAGGCCCCUGAACCAUGGAGUGGUGUGAGAGAUGGGACCUCCUAUCCACCCAUGUGUCCACAAAAUGAUGAUAAAAUGAAUUCAGAGGCUCUGAAGAUGGGAAAACACUUCAUGCCUCCCAUCUCUAUGUCUGAGGACUGCCUGUAUCUCAACAUCUACACACCAGCGCAUGCUCGUGAGGGCUCUAACCUGCCUGUGAUGGUUUGGAUCCAUGGUGGUGGUCUGGUUGUAGGAAUGGCCUCCAUGUAUGAUGGGUCCACACUGGCAGCCAUUGAGAAUGUGGUGGUGGUCACUAUCCAGUACCGUCUGGGUGUCCUGGGCUUCUUCAGCACUGGAGACCAGCACGCCAGGGGCAACUGGGGCUACCUGGACCAAGUGGCCGCCCUGCGUUGGGUCCAGCAGAACAUCGCCCACUUUGGAGGCAACCCUGACCUUGUCACCAUCUUUGGCGAGUCAGCAGGUGGCAUAAGUGUGUCUUCACAUGUUGUGUCCCCCAUGUCCAAAGGACUCUUCCACAGAGCCAUCAUGGAGAGUGGAGUAGUCAUGUUGCCUGGCCUCAUCUCCAGCUCCUCUGAGGUGGUUUAUGGAACUGUGGCCAAUCUCUCUGAUUGUGCAGCUGUGGACACGGAGACACUAGUACGCUGCCUACGGGGCAAGAGUGAAGCAGAGAUUCUGGCUAUUAACAAGGUCUUCAAGAUCAUCCCCGCAGUGGUGGAUGGAGAGUUCUUCCCCAGGCACCCUGAGGAGCUCUUGGCCUCUGCUGAUUUUCACCCUGUCCCAAGCAUCAUUGGUGUCAACAAUGAUGAGUAUGGUUGGUUUGUGCCUAUGAUCAUGGGCUCUGCUCAGAAAAUGAAGGGAAUAACUAGACAAUCCCUGCCUGCUGUUCUGAAGAGCACAACAGCACAGAUGAUGCUGCCUCCCAAGUGUAGUAACCUGAUAAUGGAAGAGUACAUGGGGGACACUGAGGACCCACAGACCCUCCAAGUACAGUACGCAGAGAUGAUGGGAGACGUCACAUUUGUGGUCCCUGCACUCCAAGUAGCACAUUUUCAACGGUCCCACGCUCCUGUCUACUUCUAUGAGUUCCAGCAUCGGCCCAGCUUCUUCAAGGAUAUCAAGCCACCCCACGUAAAGGCCGACCAUGUUGAUGAGGUUCCUUUUGUCUUUGGGUCCUUCUUCUGGGGUGUGAAAAUUGACCUCACUGAGGAGGAGAAGCUACUGAACAGGAGGAUGAUGAAGUACUGGUCCAACUUUGCAAGACAUGGGAACCCCAAUAGCGAGGGUCUACCCUACUGGCCCGUGAUGGACGAUGAUGAGCAGUACCUGCAGCUGGACAUCCAGCCUGCUGUUGGCCGAGCCCUGAAGGCCAGAAGGCUGCAGUUCUGGACCCAGACUCUGCCCCAGAAGAUCCAGCAGCUAAAGGGGGCUCAGGAGGGGCACAAAGAGUUGUAGUAUUCUGUGUGAAGAAAGGAAUUGGGCUUCAUAGACAUGUGGGUUCUGUCCGAGGUUUGGACAGCCUUUCGAUCCUAACAUUCACAUAACCAUUCCUAACAUAUACAGCCACCCCUUAUACCAAUCUGUAUGACAAGACCUCUGCAUGUCACUUCUUCACAAAACACUGCUGUUAUUCUGGUAGAUCCACUCAAUAAAAGUUCUUGUAACAAUGUGGAA
Messenger RNA from Myodes glareolus (Bank vole), 2307 nucleotides. NCBI's taxonomy places the organism in Eukaryota, Metazoa, Chordata, Mammalia, Rodentia, Cricetidae. The record is from RefSeq and is a predicted model, not a curated record.